Molecule: messenger RNA, 3628 nt
Organism: Esox lucius (northern pike)
Lineage: Eukaryota; Metazoa; Chordata; Actinopteri; Esociformes; Esocidae
Exons: 4
Coding region: 232-1554 (440 amino acids)
Source: RefSeq, a predicted model, not a curated record
UUGCGCAGACAAGCUCGGCAAAGAACGCAGCCAUUUAUUUUCAGCUUUUUGUAAAUACACGGGUCCCAGCAAAGUGGACGCCACAAUUGUGACAGACGUAAUUGAAAGACUAAAACUUUCCCCUUAUCCAACGUAUUUCUAGAAGCUGCCACAUACGCGGUCCAUUUAGACAAUAGUCAAGUGUUUUCAUUCCAUAGCCAAGAAAGUGCUCUUGGUAUACUCAACGCUGUAAUGUCAUUGAAUAUUACGGUGAAAAGUGAAGAUUCCGAGUCUUUUGAUGAAGAAGACGAAUCAUCUUCGUUGCUUUCGGUCAGUAGGGGCUUUGAGUCUGCAGCUUGUCAUGAUAUUUCUCCUGGAGGUGUUCCGAUAGAAGACCAUGCAGGGUAUUCAACAAAGAAUGAGAUUCUGGAAACUAAAACUACCAAACCCAUCUUACUAUAUUCUGUGAGUGGUGAUCGGUUAUUUUCCUCUACGUCAACAGAUGGCAAAACCGUCUUAAAAAUUGCUCCAGCUCCGGCGAACCGGCCUCCGCCUCGGCCUCUCCCCCAAGUGUCCCCCGAGUUCUCCUACCAGGCCAUUGUGUACCUGAUUGAAGCGGUGGGGCGUCGCUGGAGCCUUUAUGGGACCCGGGAGCGCUCUCAGCUCUUCCAAAGCGUCCAGAAGGAGCUGGCAGAGCAGGGCCACUGCCACCCUGUGGAGAAGAUCCGCCGCAAGUGGAACAACCUGAUCGUCACCUACAAGAGGGUGAAAUACAGAUGCAGGGAGACGGGCCAGGCCAGGACCUCCUGGGAGUACUUUGAGAUGAUGGACGCCAUGCUCGGUGACACCAUUGGCGCAGAGACGACAAGCAGCCCCGCCUUAGUAACCAGCUCACCUCUAGUAACAGGCAUACCUAAGAUGACCGUCGCCACAGAGCCCGUCAAAUCUGAACAGAAGCCACUCCUUCUUCCCCAAGGCAACCUCAUUGCCGCUGGCUCACGGACACUCACCCUGGUCUCCCCCUCCUCCCAAGCUCUCUCCAGCCCCGUUCCUUCCCCCCUCCCUGUGUAUACGUUUGUCAGGUCACUCCCUACCCCCACGCCCGUACGCUCCCCCCUCACUCUCUCCACCACCUUGGAUAGGCCCUCCUCCUGGGUACCCAAUAAUUCAGACCCUCUACAGCCAAACCCCACCCCUGCUCUGGCCACACCACCCCCCGUCCCCAGUCACGUCUCCUCCAACCUCAGCCGUGUGCGCCUCCUCAGAAAAAAGCGCAGCCGAUUCUCUUCCGCCUCCCAGGGCUCCUCCACCACCUCCCUCAUGGCUCAGCAGCAGAAGCGAGGGGAGGAGAGCACCUCUGUGCUCCAGGAGUUCCUGAGGAGGCAAGAGGAGCAGGCCAAGGAGGAGAAGGCAAGACGCGACCGUGCGGAAGCCCGGGAGAAGAGGCGUGAGCGAAGGGAGGCCCGCAUGGCAGAGUCCCUGGGUCGGAUGGCUACUGCAUUGGAGCUGCUCUCCUCCAAACAGGACACUGUCAUCGCCCUGCUGCAGAGGUUGGCAGAGAGGGACAGGAAAUGACCUCACACUCGGAUCCCUGUUUGGACAGACUUUCUUUGGUUACGAAGUAGAACUUGCAAACAGAACACCGUAUUUUUACUGAUUAAAUGGUUUGUUCAUUAACUGACCCACUGAUUGUAGUAGUCAGUCAUUUACAAUGACUCCACUGUGUUGCAACGUUUUUCCUGGGAGAAACCGGCGUGGCCAGCAGAAACUGCUUAUUAGUCAGGUAGAGUAGAAUAGGGACACGCGCGGUGAAACUCUUUCUCGCGACUCCAGUUGAACCAGUAAAUCCCAAAACAGGCGGCCUGCCUCACAAAUGACAUCCUGUUCCCUCCUAAGUGCACUAAUUUGGCACUGCCACUGUCAAAACGAGUGCACUUUGAGGGGAAUGAGAACGCAGGCGCACCUUCAUUUCAGCUCCUUUCAACAGGCUGAGUGAACGGAGCCGACUCAGAGGUCGGCUGACAGCCCGGUGGCGUGAAUCGUACCUGCGACACCAGCGGAGCUGUCGGAAGUAAAUUGUUUGAGGAAGGCUAUCUGAAGAGUAGUGGCAGUGUUUACCCAAUGGGUGUGGCCUACGUCACAGCAAAAGCGCUUUCAAGUAAGACUUAUUUUUCUAUUGAUUCUCUGUCCUAGAGGUGACCUGCACCUUACUGUGUGGAGGAUUUGCUUCAGGAGAGGUAAGCAGUCAGUGUGACCCACUGAGGCCGGGAGAGGAUAUAUCAGAUAACCAGUCGCUGGUUUCACCUUUCACACAGGAAGACGGGUGCCUUGUCUCAGCCGACGCAUACCGAAACACCGGGAGAACGAUUGACUGAGAUGAUCCAAUAAAAGAGUUUACCUGAAAGAAUCCAUUGCGGAGCAAACAGAGAGGGACACGGCGUUCUGAAUCCAAGCGGGGCUCAUGGCAUUUGCUGAGGUCACGCAGAUCGUGGCUGGACUGGGAGUUUUGUCUCUCUCUCUGGGGGCACGGACAGCACUUGGACUUGGGGACAUGGAGGAGAGGAGCCCGGGAGUGGAAGUGACCCUGAAAACAACCGGGCAACUGGACUUCCACCAGGGUGCGGAGCUGGUGUUGAGAGCAGCUUCUACAGGGGGUAUCACCUGGUUACUUCGUGGGGUAGCACUGGUCUUGGUGGUCUGGAUUGCAGAGGUCUUGUCUGGGUCUAAAGGCCUGGUCUCAUCAGUGCUCCGCGCCCCCUGCUUGGGGCUUCUGAUCGGGCUUGGACUGGGAGCUGUGGAUGGACUGUGCAAGGCUGGGGAAGUCCUAGGGCCCGAGGUGUGGUUGAGAGUUGUGUGUAAUGGGAUAAGUGGGGCGGGGGUCGGGGCCAGCGUGGCCGCAGAGAGCGGAGUGGCCAUCGGCGGUCUGUUGAGCCUUGCGGCGGUCAGGGCGGCAAAGAACGUGGCCAUCGGGGGUAAGAUCAGGCCUGCUCCACUUGUUGUCCUUUUGGUAGUUGCUGGGGCAUCAAGGAUGGUGGUCAGCUUAGCCCCGGGGUGUAUGGCUGCAGGAGCCUUUGCUGGAUCCAUCCUGGGCACCGGAAGGGACGGACAGGCCUUUGCAGCCCUUGGGGUGCUUGGGUUGGGGUGGUGCGCUGGGUGGAGGUGGCUCGGUGGGGGCGGGGGCAGUGCGUUAGUUCUCGUGACGUGGGGAGAGGCGGUGCGGCUUUCAGCGGGACAUGUAAUAGGCGGGGUUGCUGGAUCGAUUGUGGCCGUGGUUGGAGUCAUGUGCCUGGGGAUUCCUCUGCAGAUCUACCCCGCGCUGGUAAGUGUGUUACUGGGCGCUCCGAUCGCAGUCCUUUCCUGGACGAGCGGGGAGGCUGUCUGUCGAACACUCGCCGAGUCGGUGGAGAGACUGUUUGUGUCUAUAAGCGUCAAUACAUAUCGUGGACAAGAAGAGAGACUUAUGGAUACAUUCGGAUGGGACAAACGACCUCUGCAUGCUUGAUAUAUGUAUAAAUGCAUUAAAUAUAAUGUAUUUGUGUUGUAGUUCUGCUGCUAUUGACUACUUGAAUGACUUCCUAGUAGACUAAAAUGCGUUAAUUUGACUAAAUGAUUUCCUGUUGUAAUUCUGUAUUAAAGAUUUUACAUUUUG